Messenger RNA from Homarus americanus (American lobster), 6053 nucleotides. RefSeq names its product protein still life, isoforms C/SIF type 2-like (gene sif). The transcript is spliced from 25 exons. Gene Ontology annotation, biological process: activation of GTPase activity; positive regulation of axonogenesis; small GTPase-mediated signal transduction. Bases 4 to 4182 code for a protein of 1392 amino acids. Gene Ontology annotation, molecular function: protein binding; guanyl-nucleotide exchange factor activity. The record is from RefSeq and is a predicted model, not a curated record. Gene Ontology annotation, cellular component: membrane; synapse. NCBI's taxonomy places the organism in Eukaryota, Metazoa, Arthropoda, Malacostraca, Decapoda, Nephropidae.
CAGAUGUCCGACGAUGACCGUAUGUCCCUGACGACGGCUGUGAGCGAGGACGAGGAUGGUGAGAGUGUCCACAACUCUCCCUACAAGGCCCCACGAGCCGGCACCACCGCCGCCUCCUUCAACUGCACUGGCGCCGUCAGGAAGGCUGGGUUCCUGAGUGUCAAGAAAUGGCUACUGAGGAAGAAGCACCAGAUCGAGCUAGCGAGGAAGCGCGGGUGGAAGGGUUACUGGGUGUGCUUGAAGGGCACCACGCUGCUCUUCUACCCGUGUGACUCGCGGGAAGGACGCUCGGUCGAGGCCGCUCCUAAACACCUGAUCAUUGUAGACGGCGCCAUUAUGCAGCCUAUCCCGGAGCACCCCAAGAGGGACUACAUCUUCUGCCUGUCUACUGCCUUCGGGGACGCUUAUCUCUUCCAGGCCCCAUGCCAGGUGGAGCUAGAGAACUGGGUAAACAGCAUCCACAGCGCAUGUGCAGCUGCCUUCGCGCGCCACCGAGGCAAGACAGGCACGCUCCACCUCCUCCAGGAAGAGAUCUUCAGAAUCGACCGCGCCAUCGAGUCGGAUUCAAAGCUGAAGCACAUGGCAGAGCUGCAGCUGUCAGUGGUGUCAGAUGCUGAGAGCAAGCAACAGAUCAUGGGUCAGAUCAUGCAGUGGGAAGAAAACCUGGAGCGACUACACUGUGAGCAGUUCCGUCUCCGCUGUUACAUGGCUUCACUACAGACUGGCGAGCUCCCCAAUCCAAAGGGCUUACUGACCCAUGUGUCGCGCACCACCAAAACAGUUCUCAACCGUCUUGGAGUAUUUACUGUUAGCAGCUUCCAUGCUUACAUUUGCGCCAGAAGUCCUUCCCUCCUCAAUAAUCUCCUUGCAGGUAGAGGAGCAACCAAACGCAGGGCUCCAAUGCUUUCACGCAGCAAUAGUGUCUCAUCUCGGCGGUCGCUACAGAUGCAGCAGCAGCUCGAAGGUGAAAAGCAGUACAAGGUUAACCUCCCAGAUAAUCAGACGGUGAGCAUCAGCUUAAAGGACUCCAUGAGUGUGGAGGAGUUCUUGGUGGCAGCUUGUGGACGGAAGAACCUCAACCCAAUGGAGCAUUUUGUUCGAGUAAAAAAACGGCGAGAACUGGAGGAGACCAACUACUUUGUUCCACAUCGAACUGACCUCAUAGAGAACUAUUUGGCAACCCAUGAAGUAGUGGAGAUCUGUGGCAAGAUUUUGUACCAGGUGGAGUUGUCUCGUUCUUCAUUAGACCAUAUGUGGGGUUUCAGUGUGGAGGCUGAACUCAUAGAGAACUCAGAGCGGCAAGAUGAACUCUGCUGCUACAUCUCUAGAGUGGAAGAUCGCUCUACCGCCAUGCAGAAUGGAAUCAUAAAAGGAGACGAGAUCAUGGUUAUCAACGGAGCCAUUGUCAGUGACCUUGACAUGAUGUAUAUUGAAAGUGUUCUGCAGGAGGAGCUGGCUCUCUGUCUCAUGAUGAGGUCAUCAAGGACAGAGCCACCAGAUCUGGCCUCACUAAUGAAGACAACAGAUGAGAUCAUUGAGUCCUUGGUGUGUCCCCCUCCACCCAGUGAGAUGUCGCUAAAUGAGGAGAUGAUAUCAAGGAUGAUUGUCCCAGCACCGUCUUGGAGCAAGUCCAUAGUUUCUGGCAAGGAGCCAGCAAGUCCAGAUGGAUUUCCUCCACCUCCCUCCGACACCUCAGAGCGAUCUAAUGUUUCAUCCCUGGAAAUUGAGAGUUACCUAAAGAGUUCAGAUCUGAGCGGGUGUUGCCGAUCGCCGGUGGAGCGACGGUCCAGCCCAACGGGGUCCAUCACCUCCACCCAGAGUCAGUCCCAGCUCACCCCUUCCCGCCAACUGAGUGAUGGCGAGAGACUCAAGAAGGUCAUCCUCGAACUAGUCGACACCGAGAAGACCUACGUCAAGCACCUGAACAACCUGCUGGAGAACUACCUGGAGCCGCUAAAGAGUGCGUCCUUCCUGAGCUCGGCGGAGGUGAACGCGCUCUUCGGCAACAUCCGGGAGAUCGUGGCCUUCCAGAGGCUGUUCCUCCAGGCGCUACAGGAAGCCCUCGACAUGGAGCCUGGCUUCCCUGCCUUCGAUCAGCCCUAUGAGUUUAAGAAUGUGUUGUUCUCUAUCGGCAGCGCCUUCCUCUACUACGCCAGUCAGUUUAAACUCUACAGCUCCUUCUGCGCCUCUCAUUCUAAAGCUCAAAAAGUCUUACAUCCCAGUGAGGGUAACCAGGAGCUGAAGGAGUUCCUCUCGUCACGUAAUCCCCGUCAACAGCACUCUGCAACCCUCGAGUCCUACUUGAUCAAGCCCAUCCAGCGUAUCCUCAAGUAUCCGCUCCUCCUCCAGCAGCUCAAGGCCCUCACCACGCCUGGCUCAGAUGAGCACAGACAUCUCGUGGAGGCCCUCAAAGUAAUGGAGAAGGUAGCGGAGCAUAUCAACGAAAUGCAACGGAUCCAUGAGGAAUAUGGCGCAAUAUUUGACCAUUUAUUCCGUCAACAUCAAAAGUCUUGCAAACAAGAACCUAGGAUCUCACGUGAUCCACACCUCCCACAGCCAGUCGACCUAUCGCCGGGGGAUCUACUCUACUACGGAGGAGUUGAAUGGCUCAAUAUCUCAGACUUCUUAGGAAAAAUAAAGAAAGGAUUAGAACUCCAUGCCAUGUGCUUCGUAUUUAAAACAGCUGUUGUCUUCCUUUGCAAAGAAAGAUUAAGACAAAAGAAAAAGCUGAUGGUUAGUGGUGUUGGAGCUCCAGGGAAGAAUAGUUCAUCCGAAGUUGAGAUUAUUAGGUACCAGGUGUUGAUUCCUGUGACGGAGGUUCAGGUCCGGGCCUCUGCUAUGAAGGAUAUGGACUCUCACUUCCUCUGGGAACUAAUUCAUCUCAAGAGUCAACUUCAGCGACGGUCAGAAAAGGUUUACCAUCUAUCUAAUAGCACCUCUGAGUUCCGCAACGCAUUCCUGAAAACCAUCCGACAGAUCAUACGUGAGUCCGUACGAAACAUGAACAUCCCUGCCAACAAGCCGUCGUCGUCGUCUUCAAGUCUCUCCAGCAAGGGGAACACCAACACCCUACAACCCUCCCGCUCAGCACCUAAGAAAAAGUCACCGAUAGUUCAGUCGGCCACCCUGCAACGACAUUCGGCAGGUAACAUAGACUAUGACAACCUGGAGAGCUACGACAAUGUGCCUGAGACGCAGCUUGGGCAUGACCAGAACAACUUCCGUACACGUAGCAAGACCGUGUCGGACGGCAUGGACGAACUCAGUGACUCCACCACCAAGAGCGAUGGCGGAAAGGACGAAUUGGGAACGCGAUCGGAGGGUGAGGAGGAGGUCAUAGACAAGAAAAAGGCGACCCUUGGCCGGACCCCCAACCACCUCUCGCUGUCCACCACCUCGACGCUCUCUACGGGCUCCACUGGCUCCAUGGCCAAACUUAUCCAGGCCUCCAACCAGCCAGCCCAGUAUCAGCCAACCAGGAGCAUUGGUUCCCCAGUGUGGAAGCCUCGUGAUGUCUUUGCCUCAGCUGGUGGCAGCUCUGGCGGGGGAGGAGGUGCUGGCCAGCGAGGAGAAUCAUUAACACUUCCUCGUCCAGGAAAGGCCAGCGGCCGUGAGGACCACUUCCUGGUGUAUGAGGAGUAUGGCGGCAACAUCUACAUGAGUAGCAAAAAGGACACAGACAACGCUCUCUAUCAGACUCACAGCCACAGUUGUAGGAGUACAAAGGAUAGCCUCUUUAGACCCCAAAUACCACGUUUAGAAAAUGAUGGAAUAGAGAAUGGAAGCAGUGCAGCUGUAGCUAAAACAACGGGAGUACCCAUCCCCAUUACAUCAAACAAUGGCUUCAGACUUAACAGCUUAGGCAGCACAACUCACCAGUUCCCUGCCCCUCACGUAACUGUCUACACUAAUGGUCAUCUACAUGGAGCUAUUCACCGCUCAUACCACAGUGCCCUUAGACCUACUUCCAUGAACGGCAGCCCUUUCCAUCUGCCUCCCAUAGGAGUAGGAUUCUAUGGGGGUCAUCAAGAAGUUCAUGUGGGAAUAGUGAGGAGCUCCCCAUGGCCAGGGUUCCCUUAUACUGAAAACAAGUCCAGCCAAACAGGAGAGGACAUAGAGAGUGUCCUUGGUGGAGGCAUGACCAUAGACAGUCUCCUGCAACAAUUGAGGGCACUUUCAUAAUGAUAUCCAAUGCCCAUCAAUUAUUGGUCCAAAGAAUCGUGCACAACUAGAUCGACUCUUCACAUAAAAUGAUUCACUUCUACAAUGAAUCACUAUGCUCGUUCCACAUCCAGGACUUCUUUACCACACUGCUUGGUGGCCUACCAUCACAUGCCAAAGACUUCCUUUAUAUGAUGGCAUUUAUAAAUAUAAUACAGUUUGCACCCAAAUAAGCCAUUAUGUAUCCAGUGAAGAAUUUUUCUAAGAUUUGUAUCAGUUCUUAAUGAUUUACUAUACAGGUAUCCCUCGAUAUACGAAUGGGUUAGGUAAAAAGAAUUCGUUAAGUGUAUUUUCAUAUCUCAAAUAACAAUAAAUGGGUAAAAUAGGGUUCGGUUCCUCAAUGAUAAAAGCACCCCAAUAUUAUACCCAAAAACACAAAAUCGGUUCACAAAAAAAACCCUACUAAACUAAAGAUAAAUAGUACACAACUACUGUAAUUUACUACCUAACACAUUAAAAAACAUUAAUAAAAUACUGUACUAUCUAGAAGAAAAUAUGAAACUAAAACUAUUAAGUUAGAAAUAAAUCAAUGUUUAACAUAAUCGUCAGGGGUGCCACUUGCAUAGACACUGGCUGCUUCAUGCAUGGCCGCCCUCAAGCGUCGCCACAGCAACUCAGCCCGGCCACCUCUGCCACCCUUAACAACACUUUCCCCGCUCUCACACGCAAAGCAAUGUUUAUUCCCUUAUUUUUUUGACCUUAUGAUAGUUAUUUCUUUUACUUUUUUUGCACAUUAUGUAUGUUGGAUUGUGUGUGCAUGUAACCGAGUUAAAAAAAGAAGUUAAGAAAGUUAAGUUUAUCUAUCCAAAACUACAAGUUGAAAAAUAAACAUAACAUAAUUCCCCCAGCUCAUCCUGCUAACUAUCCCUGGUGCAAAAAUUAAAAAAAUUUUCCUUUUAUGUUUUUGACAUUAUAAUUUUUUUUUGCACAUUCUGUAUGCAGGAUUGUGUGUGCAUGUAACUAAAUGGAAAACAAAACUGAAGUUAUGUUUAUGGUUUAUGCCCAAAAUUAUGAGUUGAAAAAUAAUCACAACAUAACUCCUACCUCAGCCCGGUAAGGGGAGCACUAGGGGGAUGUGGAUGCCCCAGCUGACUCCUGGGGGAACACGAUUUUAAUUUUUGUAAUUUAGGAAAUUUGCAUUAGCGAAUUUUCAUAUCGAACAUUCAUAUAGUGAUGGAUACCUGUACUCAUGCUUUCUGCUCAAGUGCAAUACAUUUGUUAUAUGUAUUGCAAAACAAGUUCUUGUGUGGGUGAGACUGAAGAUUUGUAAAUAUUAUUCAAAUGAGACCGAUGUCAUUAAAAUCCUCAGUGCUACCUACAAAUUUGCUUUUGUUAUUCUACUGUAACAUCUGGGCAUUUUCCAUGCAGGAGGUAACACAAAGACUUACACAGCCAUCUAGUCUUCAUGACUUUAGUAUUUAAGCACUGUACAAUAACUUUUACUAUGCCCACACUAUGUUUAAAACUAAUCAUGUAAAAUGUUCUUGCUUCUGUCAUUUUUGGCAAUUUUUCUAUUGCAUUAAUAUUAUUAUGAGUACUGUAAUUCAUAUUCAUAUUUAAAGAAUAUUGACGAUAAUGACUUUUUUAAACUCCCAGUCUUUCAUUAUAUAGAUUGUGAUGUGACAAUUAUGCAUACUCAGAAAAUAAAAUAUCUGAGAAAGAAACUGUGCUUUGUAUAUUUCCCCAAUAUUUAAGACAAAAUUCCAUUGUUAUAUGAAAUAUUAGUUUUCACACAAAUUUAGGUUUUAUUUCUUUAUAAGAACUGUAAGUGUCAGAGGGUCAGACACCAACCUCACACAUUUAUGCUUGUACAUUCUAUAAAAUUUCCAUUA